CGAGCGUUCGAAGAACAAAGAAACAAUCAAAAAUCUUCAAAACGAAGUCAUUUUAUUAAAAGCGGAAUCUGCUCAAUUGGAGAUAGAAAAGUUAACUAUCGAGCUAAACAAGAAAGACAUAUUAUAUCAAAUUCUUAAUCGGAACUUGGAAAACGAGCGUUCGAAGAGCAAAGAAACAAUAGAAAAUCUUCAAAACGAAGUCAUUUCUUUAAAAGCGGAAUCGACUCAAUUGGAAUCUGAGAUAGAAAAGUUCAAUGAAGAGUAUAAAAAGUUAACUAUCGAAAUAAACAAUAAAGACACAUUCUAUCAAAUUCUUAAUCGGGAAAGCGAGCGUUUGAAGAACAAAGAAACAAUUGAAAAUCUUCAAAAUGAAGUCAUUUCUUUAAAAGCGGAAUCGGCUAAAUUGGAAUCUGAGAUAGAAAAGUUCAAUCAAAAGUAUAAAAAGUUAACUAUCGAAAUAAACAAGAAAGACACGUUGUAUCAAAACUGGGAAAGCGAGCGUUUGAAGAACAAAGAAACAAUUGAAAAUCUUCAAAGUGAAGUCGUUUUUUUAAAAGCAGAAUCAGCUCAAUUUCAACCUGCUCUUGGGGGCGCUAAAAAUGUUCGUUGGGAUGAAGAUGUUAAUAAUUCUGUCAAUUUCAAUAAAGAUAUCAAGGAACUUCAAAAUUCUUUAUGUGAAUUUACCCAACUCAAAGUCAAGGCAUAUAUCGUAAAAGAAAGUGGUGUAAAGCAACUCUUUAACAAAUAUAAUUCAAAAGCGAAUAUUGAACAUAAACCAUCGAUAAGUGCCGCUUUGCAACGAUUGACUAUUGAAACUAUCCUUAACGACUAUGCUAAAUAUAUAAAUACACGUAGCUCAACAAAAUCUAAUGCAGAAGAUAAUUCAUUGGAACGUCAACUCUUAAUCUAUAAUGAAACAAUUACAAAAAUCAUUGAAAAUUUUGCUGAAACUCGUGCUAAAAAUGAUGAAAUGGUUAGAAUAACUGGAAUCAAAAUUCGCCAAGCAGUUUACGCGAUGUUAGGAAAUAGUGGUUUCGGGAAAAAAAACCACCGAUUUUUCGCCGCGGCAAAAUAUAAUCUCCUCAAUACAUUGACGUAUUGUCGAACAAUCGUACCUUAUGAGAAACGUAAAGAACAAGAAGAACGCGCGGGAGAUAUUAUACUUAGUGUUACUCGUAUUUUCAUGUUUCGUCUUUUGGCCCAUGAACCGAUUGCUACUAUUCGGUGGUUCGAAAAUGGAGAUCAAUUAAAUGAAAACUUGAUGGAAUGGGUUUCGAACGGUGAAGAUGUUUCGGACAUGGUUGUCGAUAUCUGUGCAUUUCCAGCAAUCGGUGUCAACCUUGAGGAUCCCGAAAAACGGCAAAUAUAUAUAAAAGCCAAGGUAGUAAUUUGCAAUAAAUUAGAUCUCAUUGGACAAUUGUUGUACACGUAUUCCAAAAUGGUGAAAAAAUCUAUAUUCUAA
Messenger RNA from Ambispora leptoticha, 1462 nucleotides. The record is from the annotation of a GenBank genome assembly. NCBI's taxonomy places the organism in Eukaryota, Fungi, Glomeromycota, Glomeromycetes, Archaeosporales, Ambisporaceae.